AUGCGCAACCGAAUCGAGCGGCUCAGAGACAUUGACGUCCAGCAGCUGAUUGGUCAUCCUGAAGAACUUCAGCCUCAGCUGCAGGGGCGGAGCCCCACUUUGAAGCAGGAGACUCCACAGCCUACAUAUGUUAAAAAGGAAGAGGAGGAACUCUGCAUCACUCAAGAGGGAGAGUGUCUUCUAGGACGAGAGGAAGCUGAUUACACCAAGUUUCCACUGAGUAUUCUCUCUGUGAAGACUGAAGAUGAUGAAGAGAAACCACAACUAAACCACCUCAUAGCUCCACUACCAGAUAGUGAGGCUGAAGAUGAGGUUGAAGAAAAUUUGAGCAGCGAUAAAGACUGUGAAGGUGAUAUGAGGACUCACACUGAAAACAAACACGCUGACUGCUCUAAAAAGACGACAUAUUUGAGCUGCUCAGUUUGUGCUCAAAUGUAUACUAGAAAGAGAGAUUUGAUUCAACACAUGAGAACACACACAGGAGAAAAAACAUUUAGUUGUUCAGUUUGUGGCAAAAGCUUUUCUGAUAAGAGCGAUUUGACUAAACACAUGAGAACACACACAGGAGGAAGACCAUUUGAUUGUUCAGUUUGCGGUAACAGCUUUUCUGACAAGAUAAAUUUGAAUGAACAUAGGAGAACACACGCAGGAGAAAAAACGUUUAAUUGUUCGGUUUGUGGUAAAAGUUUUUCUCAAAAUGGCAGUUUGACCCAACACAUGAGAACACACACAGGAGAAAGACCAUUUGAUUGUUCAGUUUGCGGUAAACACUUUUCUGACAAGAGAAAUUUGAAUGAACAUACGAGAACACACACAGGAGAAAAGCCGUAUAAUUGUUCGGUUUGCGGUAAAAGCUUCUCUCAAAAUGGCAGUUUGACGCAACACUUGAGAACACACACAGGAGAAAGACCGUUUGAUUGUUCAGUUUGCGGUAAAAACUUUUCUCAGAGGGGCAAUUUGACUCAACACAUGAGAACACACGCAGGAGAAAGACCUUUUGAUUGUUCAGUUUGUGGCAAAAAAUUAUGUCACAAGAGCAGUUUGAGUCAACACAUGAGAACACACACAGGAGAAAAACAAUUUAUCUGUUCAGUAUGCGGUAAGAGCUUUUCUCUAAAUAGCACUUUGACUAAACACAUGACAAUACACACAGGUGAAAAGAAAUUUGAUUGCUCAGUUUGUGGUAAAGUUUUUUCUCGUAAGCAAGCUUUGCCCGUACACAUGAGAACCCACACUGGAGAAAAACCAUUUAAUUGUAUAGUUUGCCGUAAAAACUUUUCUCAAAAGGUCAAUUUGACUCAACACAUGAGAACACAUGCAGGGGAAAGUCAAUUUGAUUAAUUAGUUUGCAGUAAAAACGUAUGUCACAAGAGCUGUUUCAGUUUCACUCAUAAAAAACACACACAGGAGUAAAUAAAUUGUUGUUUAGUUUGUAGUAAAAGCUUCUUUUCUUUUUAAA
Messenger RNA from Nerophis lumbriciformis (worm pipefish), 1459 nucleotides. The record is from RefSeq and is a predicted model, not a curated record. NCBI's taxonomy places the organism in Eukaryota, Metazoa, Chordata, Actinopteri, Syngnathiformes, Syngnathidae.